Molecule: messenger RNA, 1191 nt
Organism: Sinocyclocheilus grahami
Lineage: Eukaryota; Metazoa; Chordata; Actinopteri; Cypriniformes; Cyprinidae
Product: interferon-inducible GTPase 5-like
Exons: 2
Cellular component (GO): membrane
Molecular function (GO): GTP binding
Source: RefSeq, a predicted model, not a curated record
AUGGCUACAUUUGAAGAUGACUUUAAAACUCAAAUGAAACUGCAGGAUCUCAAAGAAUUAAUAUCUACUCAGGAUCUCUCAUCAGCGAUAAACACGAUCAAAAAAUACCUUGAUCAGCAAGAUUUUGUAGAACUAAACGUUGCUGUGACAGGAGAGUCUGGUUCUGGAAAGUCUACUUUUGUAAAUGCAUUCAGGGGUUUGAAGAAUGACGAUGAGGGUUCUGCCGAAACUGGUGAAAUUGAGACAACUAUGAAUCCUGAAGUUUAUCUUCACCCAAAAUAUAACAAUGUAAAAGUGUGGGAUCUUCCUGGCAUUGGAACACCAAACUUCAAAGCUGAUGAGUAUCUUGAAAAGGUUGAGUUUGAACGCUAUGAUUUUUUCAUAAUCAUCGCUUCAGAUCGGUUCAAGGAAUGCCACACUCAGCUGGCUAAGGAGAUUGUGAGAAUGAGGAAAAAGUUUUAUUUUGUUCGUACUAAGAUUGACUCAAGCAUUAAAGCUGCAAAGAGGAAGAAGACCUUUGAACUGAAAAAGACACUGGACGCCAUCCGAGAGGACUGUGAAAAAGGUCUGAUAGACAUCCCGAAAGAGGGUCCUGUCGUGUUCCUGAUCUCUGGCUGGAAGCUUGGAAAGUAUGAUUUCAAUCUGCUACAAGAGAGGAUGGAGGAAGAGCUUCCACAGCAUAAGAGACGUGUGCUGAUGUUGGCUUUGCCGAAUAUCACACACGAAAUUAAUGAAAAAAAGAAGAAAUCUCUAGAGGAAAACAUUGGAAAAGUUGCCUUCCUCUCUGCUUGCAUGGCUACAAUUCCUGUUCCUGGUCUUUCAUUUGCUGUGGACUUAGCCAUCAUUGCAAGAGAGCUGAAAAAGUACUACAGUGCAUUUGAUCUGGAUGAUCAAUCCCUGCAGCUGCUGAGUGAAAGAUCUGGGAAACCGGUAGAGGAGUUGAAGAGUCUGAUGAAGUCACCACUGCGUCAUGGGAUAAACCAAGAUGCAAUAUUAACCUUGCUGAAGACUUCAUUACUGACUAUGUCUUUAAGUGUAGCUGAAUAUGUUGUGAGCUUAAUUCCCAUUAUUGGCAGUGUGGCAGCAGGAGGAAUAUCCUACUAUACAGUGUCAAUAAUGCUGAGGAAAGCUCUGAAUGACAUAGCUGAAGAUGCCGGAAAUAUGCUAAUGGCUUCACUGGAGACUGGGGGU